UCAUGUUGCUUUCUUGCGUUGCUGCGCAGAGACGUACAAUGUCGACGUAGGGGUCGUUUGGUGUGCGCCGGCAACAUAGAGACUGACGACGAGGAAUCCGAAUUGAUCUCUAGGUAUAUGCAGAUCCAUUGUGCAUGUCACAUUGUACGCAGACAUUGCUGAGGCGACCAUAGGGAACAAAGAGGCGCUUUGUUUCAUAGUGUGAGCCUGGCCGUGCUUUGAAUACUGUGAGAGGCAGAACAGCAUCGGACGAGCGGACAUGCGGACAUAUUGCUGCAACUUGUUUCCAGAGACAGCGCCCAGGGUGUGCUGGUGUGCUUGCAGCAAAAACGAAACCGAGGCCGAGACACUAAGAUCGGAUUCAGUCCUGCCAAGGAAAGGGAAAGAGAUAUUUAUGGGUUGUGCAGGAUAUGUGAGCUGGAGGGUGCCUCCUGAGAGGAAUAUCUCUAGACUCUCCCGAACGCUGGGUGCAUCAUUGGAGUUCGACAGUACUCUCAUUCGUCCGCAGGCGAUGCCUGAUUGGCCCAUGGGAAGACUCAUGUUUUGGCCGGGCGUAGUGUGCGAAGCGAGGACUCUGUUAAAGGGGAACCGUGGCAGAACGCGCAAGCUUGCCCCCCAACGUGAUCGAAAUAAUCCUCGACUGGCCGCAGGAAUUGGCAAUUGGCUGUGCCACAAUCAAGCGUUAACCUGGUUUUCCUUCCUCUUUCAUACACCUUUGACAGAAAACAAAAACGAACUGGAUUCCUGCACUCCCACAACCUGCUGGUGGGUGUUCUGGAGGGCCCAUUCCAUUGCUAUCGUCCGUUCGAGGGCAUGUCCAAUUGGAUGCCCAGUCGGCCCCUUGAGCUUACGUUACAAUUGCCAAGGCUAUCUCUUUCAAUAACUGUGAAAGGGCGCUGCAGGUUGGUGUUUCUGCAAUCAAGCCGACAUGAUCCCUCGAUAUGGCCUUUGGGAUGGCCGGUCUCUAUGGGAAGCACCCAUACGAAGGGUUAAGGCAAGCCGUGAG
This is a messenger RNA of Westerdykella ornata, 1006 nucleotides long. RefSeq lists its product as uncharacterized. The transcript has a single exon. NCBI's taxonomy places the organism in Eukaryota, Fungi, Ascomycota, Dothideomycetes, Pleosporales, Sporormiaceae. The coding region runs from base 260 to 883 and encodes 207 amino acids. The record is from RefSeq and is a predicted model, not a curated record.